CGCCGCGGCGGUCCUUCGUUUGAAGUCAGUUUCAGGAGUUUAUGUAAUGGUGUCCCAAGGAGAUUAUAUAAUCGGACGACAUUCGUCCGUCCCGUCUCCGAAAGAAAUCAGUCUCAUCCCACCCCCAGCAAUGUCAGACCAGCUGCACACAGUCGCUGUCUUGGGUGCAUCCUAUGGCGGAUUCAGGGCUGCACAGCUACUUGCAACUAAUCUACCAAAAGGCUGGAGAGUCGUACUCGUAGAACGAAACUCACACCUCAACAACGUAUACAACUUUGCUCGAUAUGCUGUUCUACCCGGUCACGAACACAAAGCGUUCAUACCAUACGACUACGCAUUUGGUACCUCGGAUACCCCUGACACACCUCACAUAAGAAUACACGGCACCGUAACAUCUCUUCACCCUCAUUAUAUCACAUACAUACCUCACCCGGUCACAUCAAGCUCGUCUUCCGAGCCCACACCCGAACCACAGACGCUCCAUUUCGACUACCUCAUCUACGCUCUCGGAUCUCACCUCCCCUCACCCAUCGAUCUCUGGGAGCACCAUCGAGGCCGGCACCUCGACAAAAUUCGAUGUCAUGAUGAGCCGACAUACACUGGUACAAAAAGUCAAGGGAUAGACCGGCUACGAGAACGCCAAGCACGUAUAGAAGCAGCACAGAGCGUGUUGAUCGUUGGCGGGGGUGCGUUGGGCAUACAAUUUGCCUCGGACAUCGCUGCCGUCUAUCCGCUCAAGAAACGGGUGACUCUUCUGCACUCGAGAACACAGCUUCUCCCGCGCUUUGAGCCAGCGCUCGGAGAUGAAGUCUUAACCGCCCUACAAGAUCUCGGUGUCCAAGUAAUCCUCGGGGACCGUCUCGACAUGGACUCCUUGCGUCACAGCCAGCGUGGCGAACCCGAUGAAAGCAAGACUGGAACGGUGUUCCAUGUCCGAACACUGUCGGGGAGAGAAAUCGAUGCGGACGUUGUGCUCUUGUGCACAGGCCAAACACCCAACACGGCGCUCAUGCGGGACAUGGAUUCGCGCGCAGUUGGGAAAGGAGGGUUAGUGCACGUAACGAGGGGGAUGCAAGUGUCGGUCGAGAACGAAGAGAGCAAGGUUGAGUUGAGGGCGGAUGACGUACGAGUGACGAAGGAGAUGGACAAAAUGAUCGUGAGCGAACCUAGGUUAACGAUGACCCGAUCGCAGACGGAACAGGCAGUUCCGAGGAAUGGCAAGGGGAGAACAACAAAAACGGCAGAACAGACGACGAUCUACCCACAUAUCUUCGCAGUGGGCGAUGCUGCUGACGCGUUUGGAGCGUUGCAGGCUGGAAAUACAGCCUAUCAUCAGGCGGGGGUGGCGGCUAGGAACGUGGUGAGGCUCGUUAAGCGCGAGGCCCGUCAUCGUGGUUCUCUGCCUGGGAGUGAAGCAGACGGUGAAGGUAACGAGGAGGAAGAGGAGCUGGAAGAGUAUACUCCAGGAUUACCUAUGAUUAAGGUAUCCCUUGGAUUGACCCGGUCAGCUUAUGAAAUAGCAGGGGUAGUAGGUACGAAGGACGAUGGCAUGCCGGAUUUGAAUGCGGCUGCGAUGUGGGGGGCUUGUGGGCUGAAAGGGAUAGAUGAAGAGGACAUGUGGCGGUAAAGUCGUUCGCUCAUUCGUUACUUUUCAGUUUUCGACAUUGGUAUACUGUGGUUUUUAUUUCGUGCCGUAGAUUAUUCUUAGAACACACAUUUAGUGUGAAUCUUAACUUAAUGCCCUGUGCAUCUUAUUUUCGAGCGG
Molecule: messenger RNA, 1765 nt
Organism: Pisolithus orientalis
Lineage: Eukaryota; Fungi; Basidiomycota; Agaricomycetes; Boletales; Pisolithaceae
Exons: 10
Coding region: 47-1627 (526 amino acids)
Cellular component (GO): cytoplasm
Molecular function (GO): flavin adenine dinucleotide binding; electron-transferring-flavoprotein dehydrogenase activity
Source: RefSeq, a predicted model, not a curated record